GGGAGCGGGGAAUGUCUGCGAGGAGGAGACUUGUUGUGCCGUGGCGUACACACACACUCGGUGGACCAGUGGUGACAGGUGAACGCCUGACUUCCACGUUGUUUUGUUUCAAGACAGUGAACGCUCUUCUCGUCGAGUAUCUAACAGCUUGGUGCUGGAAGUGUGAUAUUGAACGUGUGUAGUUUCUUUCUUCACGUUGCCGGAAUAUUCAUACUACCGUGAAUACGUCUAUAUAUAAAACAUUUAGAAUUGUAACGCGUGAUAACGAAAAUGUAUUUUAGUGGUUUAUUUUUGAACAGAAUUUGACUGUUAAACUCAAUUCUAAAUAGACGAAAUCUGCAUAUCAAGUAAUAUCCGUAAUUCUGAUGUAAAUCAAUAUUUACUGUGGCAAAUUAUACAGGAUACAUCAGAUUUACAGCUUUUUAAAUCCAUUCUUUAUUAAUAAGUAGGUUAAUAUUUAAAACUAUCUAUGUACCUUUGCAGCAAAACUUUUGUUAACAUAUAUGAAGACAGACAUGUGCAAAGAAUAAGGACUGCACUUCGAUUCUGUGACUAGCGUGUAGUGUGCAGAAUGGGACAAAUCGUGGUCGAAUCGGCCAUGGGACAGAUUACCCAAAGAGUCGGCGUGUUUGUUCAUUAACUGUGUAAAUAUUUGCUUUAUUGUACCUGUUAUAUACUGCUCGGAAUUCCACGUAAUGGUUGGCGCAUCUAAAGGUACUCUCGUGACAUGAAGUUUAUUUAAUAGAUGCAAUGAUCUCGAACUGAAAUAAUCGUAUAUAAUGCAAAUGUUGCAUGGAUUCAUGUAGCCAUUGUUAGUAAAUAUGCAGUUUAUAAAUGUGUAGUGCAGUGUGGAUUUUACAUGUUCAUAAACUGUGCAAGAAUUAUACUUAAAACUCUUGCUAAUUUUUAUACACGAAUACAGUGCAUAUUACAGCAUCAAAUUCGUGCUUCAUUAACAACAGAAGUUAUCAAGGUGUCUCAUGACUGGUUGCGAGUGGAAGUCUGACACAUGUUCUUCGUAAUGCGAUAUGAAUUUUGAAUGCUCGUAAAGAAUCAUGCAUAGGUAUACGACUCUAAAAUACGGGUUGAAAAUAAGAAAAACGAUAUAGGACAGUGGUAGUGCGGGUAGGAGGAAAGUAAAUGUUUAGCAAGAGACAGACGGGGGAGACAGGAAUGGGUGAGAAGUAGUAGGAGCAAAAUAAGAAACCUGCAUUUCUCAGAAUACGAUGAAAUAUAAAGGAAGAUCUUCAGUGAAAGAUAAAUGCCGACAAGAAAUGAUGAGUGAAGGAUCGAACUGAAAAUCGUAAGGAUAUCAACAAACGACAAAUUGACAGUGAUAUAUUUCAGAUGAAACCCCCAACAUGUAAAAUGCAUUAUUUGUAUAUUAGGUUAGCAACGUGUGUAGUGGUGCAUUUUAAACAAGAAAGCAUUUGAUAUAGCGUCGUAAUAUAACUAAAUCUAAGGGCGCAUAGUACCUGACUGUAUUUUGAGUAAGAAAGCAAUGUGUAAACAGAUUGUCGAACUCAGCCCCCCCAAAGCUGUGAUGACGACAGGAUCGUAUUUUGCAAGUUAUUUGAUAUGCAUCUUAAUCCCUACAGUACGUGUUAGUGUCUUAUUUGUUACACAGAACGCGAAUGAAAAUUAAUAUUUGGAUUAGACCUGCCAUUCGAGACAAAAAUCUGAGGGUCUGAGAUAAACCGAUGUUAAGAACAGACCGUCUUUGAACAAGUUUUUAAGAUGCAUGGAAUUCCAAAGCCUUUUCGGAAGUGUAAGAUUUUUCGCAAACGUAUUGUAUCAUGAUAAACGAAUUUAUUCACAAUUUAAGCAUUAACUCACUACGAAAAACAAUGGACGUUUUGGCGGCCGACAAUGAGACUCGUCAAGUUUCCUUGCCCUGGAUAAAUGCAGAAUACGCAGAUAUUGACAACGCCUCAGCUUCAACAAUAGAAGUGCUUGAAAUUAACGGGUCCAUUCUCGUUCCGAACUGUACCGACCUGACGUCGACUGGAGGAGCUGUUGAUUUUGAAGCGGCGGCAAAUGGCACUGAGGACGGUUCCGGCCUCUCUGCCGAUGAAUCCACGAUGGAGCUUAUCACCAUGAUAGCAACAGCUUUCGUCCUGGGACUUGUGAUACUGGCAACUGUGAUUGGUAACGUGUUUGUGAUCGCUGCCAUCCUGCUGGAACGCAACCUGCAGAACGUGGCGAACUACCUGAUCCUCUCCCUGGCCGUGGCUGACCUGCUGGUGGCCUGUCUCGUCAUGCCUCUCAGCGCCGUGUACGAGGUCAGCAAGCAGUGGACGCUGGGACCAGAACUCUGCGACAUGUGGACAUCUAGUGACGUGCUCUGCUGUACAGCCUCCAUUCUGCAUCUUGUAGCCAUCGCCCUGGACAGGUAUUGGGCCGUGACCAACAUUGACUAUAUUCACCAGAGGACGGCUCGCCGGAUCGGGCUGAUGAUCCUAGUAGUGUGGUCGGUUGCAUUCCUCGUGUGUAUAGCACCUCUGUUGGGGUGGAAGGACCCGGAGUGGUGGACAAGGGUGUCGGAGGAACGCGAGUGCCUCGUGAGUCAGGACGUGGGCUACCAGAUCUUUGCAACUGCGUCUUCAUUCUAUCUGCCCCUUCUCGUCAUCUUGUUCUUGUACUGGCGGAUCUUCCAGACGGCCAGGAAGAGGAUCAGAAGACGGGUGACGGCGUCGGCAGGAUCUUCGGCAGCAGGCGCGGGCGCCGUUCGGAAUCCUGCCGCCGGGGGAGUUAUUGCGGGUGCAGCGGGUACAACAGGAGGAAUCGCAGCGGCUGUGAUCACAGUGAUUGGACGUCCUCUACCGACAAUCUCUGAAACCACGACCGCCUUCACAACUGUGUCCUCCACAAACACGAGCCCAGAGAAGGGUUCGUUCGCCAAUGGACUGGAACCAGAAGCCCCUACAGUGACAGACUGCAAUAUCAGCCCUAGCUACCAGCAGCAACAGCAUCAUCAUUAUCCUACCAAGAGAAAAUCAAAAGAUUCAGCCGACUCAAAAAGAGAACGAAAAGCAGCGAAAACAUUAGCAAUUAUCACUGGCGCUUUUGUGAUAUGUUGGUUACCAUUUUUUAUAAUGGCAAUUCUUUUAUCAGCGUACAGUGCUUACGAAUUCAACGAGUAUAUGAUUGCGUUCUUCCUAUGGCUAGGGUAUUUUAAUUCCACGCUUAAUCCUAUUAUUUACACCAUAUUCAGUCCCGAGUUUCGUCAUGCCUUCAAGAGGAUUCUCUGUGGUAAACGUAGCCUGCGGAGAAGAAACAGGCACUUCGGAGUAAGAUACCUUCAAUAGCUACUACAUUGCAACAUACACGUAUUUAGUAACCGUUGUUCCAUGUUCCGUUUUUAUGCUCAAUACUAAAUACAAAUAGUACAGCUUUUCUGAUUCUUGUGAAGACGUCAAGACUGAAUGUGUGUUUAUGUGUAUGUAUGGAAGAGAUUGUAGAAGUAUACGAUAUGUCUCUUUGUGAAACAUCAUUUUGCUUUUAUUACAGUUACAUUUUUCAUAGUAAAGCAUUUAGCCUAAAAAUUCUAUUCGAGAUAAAUUCAGUUACAAAAUGUUAGCGUAAAUUUUCAACAGUUGGCAUAAUGCGGUUGCAUAAUGAAAUGUUAACGAAUGCGUUGUUGAUAAUGAGGAUUGAUUUCAAAGCGCUAAAUCUCAUUUGUAACAUGGGAUGUGUUGUCUUAUACCGAUGAAAAUAGAACUACAAACAAUAUAUAGUUUAAAUUAUCUGAAAUUAAAUAUGUUUUGGAACAUUUCUGAGAAAUGUUAAUUAUAUUCUCAACACACGUUCUUUUCUUAACAGUAAUCAUAAUAAGGCUCCAUGAUCAUCAUGUAUAAAUUAAUUAUGAUGAAACCAUUUAAAAUUUUAUCAACUCUAAUGGUCACACAGUCUAAGGCACUGUUCGUUUCUGGUUUCAUGUUCUAAUCCUCUUCAUGGUAAAAAUAUUUGUCUGUAUCGUUCUGUCCUUUCACAAGGUUACUAAAAUAACACACGAUGAAGUGGUCACCUGUGUCUGUUCUUACGUAUGCCUACAUUUAAUUUCCGAAAAUUCUAGAUGGAUUUUGGUUAAAUUUGACUUUGAUGUUUAUAUGAAAAUUGAGAUUUGAAAUUUUCUUGGAGGUGAGUGUUAAGAUUGCGGUCUUCUGUGAUUUGAGUUGUAUGAUUUGGUAGGUAAAUAUCAACGUUUCGGAGGAAACAGCUGCCUUUGUUUUUAGGGUAGAAUUUAUCGGUCAACAUUUAUGUUAUUUCCUAUAUGUCUGCUAUAAACCUUCUUUCAUAAGAAGCCUAAAUUGUACUUUAUCAGUUUUGUCAGAAAUGGCCCAUCAUAAGAAAAAUGUGUAUAUAGAAAUAGUAAGACGCACAAAUUUUAACUGGAAAAUUCGUAGUUACGUUGAAUAUUUCAUAUCGAACAAGUACAAAUACUUUAGCUUUGCGACAGUACCUUUUUAUCUGUAACAUGACUGAGCUCAGUAAUCACGUCCAUUUGUUUUACUUUUGUUGUGGACAAAGUACGUAGUUACACAUCCAAGUAAUAAUUUACUUAAAUAUUUUUCAGCAUGUAUUUUGAAAAGCUAUAAUAAUUAUGUAACACAGUAUCAACUCCGU
Molecule: messenger RNA, 4626 nt
Organism: Cryptotermes secundus
Lineage: Eukaryota; Metazoa; Arthropoda; Insecta; Blattodea; Kalotermitidae
Product: 5-hydroxytryptamine receptor
Exons: 4
Coding region: 1797-3308 (503 amino acids)
Biological process (GO): adenylate cyclase-activating adrenergic receptor signaling pathway
Cellular component (GO): membrane
Molecular function (GO): G protein-coupled amine receptor activity
Source: RefSeq, a predicted model, not a curated record